Messenger RNA from Ricinus communis (castor bean), 2862 nucleotides. RefSeq names its product heat shock protein 90-5, chloroplastic. The coding region runs from base 120 to 2522 and encodes 800 amino acids. The transcript is spliced from 18 exons. Gene Ontology annotation, cellular component: plasma membrane; protein-containing complex; cytosol. Gene Ontology annotation, biological process: cellular response to heat; protein folding; protein stabilization. The record is from RefSeq and is a predicted model, not a curated record. Gene Ontology annotation, molecular function: ATP hydrolysis activity; ATP binding; ATP-dependent protein folding chaperone. Lineage: Eukaryota; Viridiplantae; Streptophyta; Magnoliopsida; Malpighiales; Euphorbiaceae.
UGUCACGUUUCUUCUAGAACCCUCUUCUCUUCCCCUUAAACCCCUCGAGGGUUUUCAUACAUAAACGCAACACAAACCCAAAUAAGAUUUCUCUCCUUUCUCUAUCUGAUUAGGGUUUAAUGGCUCCAGUUCUAAGCAGAAGCUUAUCUACUGCUUCUUUACUCUAUCUUCCUUCUUCAACACCCUUUUCACUUAAACACCCAAGUAACAGGUCCUUUAAUCUAGGAAGUCCAUUUUUGCCACAAAUCAAUAAUAAUGGUCUCAGAAAGGGCUUUUCUUGCUCUGGUCUAAAAUGGAAGCUUGAUAAACGAAAUAAUCGGUUUGCUGUCAGGUGUGAGGCUGCUGUCGCUGAGAAAGAAGCCUCUGAUACUUCUGGUGAGAAGUUUGAGUAUCAAGCUGAGGUUAGUCGCUUGUUGGAUUUGAUAGUUCACAGUCUCUACAGCCACAAGGAAGUAUUCCUUAGGGAGCUUGUGAGCAAUGCAAGUGAUGCUUUAGAUAAGUUGAGAUUCUUAAGCGUGACUGAGCCCUCUUUGCUAGGAGAUGCUGGUGACUUGGAGAUACGCAUAAGACCUGAUCCUGACAAUGGGACCAUCACUAUAUCAGACUCUGGCAUUGGAAUGACAAAGGAAGAGCUUAUUGACUGUCUAGGAACUAUUGCUCAGAGUGGCACUUCAAAAUUCCUGAAGGCUCUUAAGGAAAACCAAGAUCUUGGGGCGGACAAUGGUUUGAUUGGUCAAUUUGGUGUUGGGUUCUAUUCUGCUUUCCUUGUGGCUGAGAAGGUUGUUGUUUCGACAAAGAGCCCAAGGUCAGACAAGCAAUAUAUCUGGGAAUCAGUAGCUGAUAGUAGCUCAUAUGUGAUUAAGGAAGAAACUGAUACUGAAAAGCUUCUACGUCGUGGAACACAAAUUACACUUUAUCUAAGGGAGGAUGAUAAAUAUGAAUUUUCAGAUCCAGCUAGAAUUCAGGGUUUGGUGAAGAACUACUCACAGUUUGUUUCUUUCCCCAUCUAUACAUGGCAAGAAAAAUCAAGGACCAUUGAGGUGGAAGAGGAGGAAGAACCAAAGGAAGGAGAAGAAGAACAACCAGAGGGCGAGAAGAAAAAGACAAAGAAAACUAAAACUGAGAAGUAUUGGGACUGGGAGUUAGCCAAUGAAACAAAACCGAUAUGGAUGCGAAAUGCAAAGGAAGUUGAGAAGGAUGAGUACCAGGAGUUCUACAAGAAAACAUUUAAUGAAUUCUUGGAUCCACUUGCAUACACACACUUUACCACAGAGGGAGAGGUGGAGUUUAGGAGCGUUCUAUAUAUUCCUGGAAUGGGGCCUCUUAACAAUGAGGAAGUUAUAAAUCCAAAAACAAAGAAUAUACGCUUGUAUGUGAAGCGUGUGUUUAUCUCAGAUGAUUUUGAUGGAGAGCUGUUUCCACGGUAUCUGAGCUUUGUGAAGGGUGUGGUGGACUCUGAUGAUCUUCCUCUUAACGUCUCUCGAGAAAUUCUUCAAGAGAGUCGUAUUGUAAGAAUAAUGAGAAAGAGACUUGUCAGGAAAACAUUUGACAUGAUUCAAGAGCUCUCUGAAAGUGAAAAUAAGGAGGAUUACAAGAAAUUUUGGGAGAAUUUUGGCAGGUUUCUGAAAUUAGGAUGCAUUGAGGACACUGGUAAUCACAAGCGCAUAACUCCACUGCUGCGCUUCCACUCUUCCAAAAGUGAGGAUGAUCUCACAACCUUGGAUGAAUACGUUGAGAACAUGGGAGAGAACCAAAAAGCUAUCUAUUACUUGGCAACAGACAGCUUGAAAAGUGCCAAGUCUGCUCCGUUCUUGGAGAAGUUGGUUCAAAAAGGCAUUGAGGUUCUUUAUUUGAUUGAGCCUAUUGAUGAAGUUGCCAUCCAGAACCUGCAGACCUACAAAGAAAAGAAAUUUGUUGAUAUCAGCAAGGAAGACCUAGAACUUGGUGAUGAGGACGAGGUCAAGGAAAGAGAAACAAAGCAGGAAUACAUUCUUCUAUGUGAUUGGGUAAAGCAGCAACUUGGUGACAAGGUAGCCAAAGUCCAAGUUUCAAAGCGUCUAAGCUCAUCUCCAUGUGUUCUUGUUUCUGGCAAGUUUGGAUGGUCAGCCAAUAUGGAAAGGUUGAUGAAAGCACAAGCUCUUGGAGACACUUCCAGCUUGGAGUUCAUGAGGGGAAGGAGAAUACUGGAAAUUAAUCCAGACCACCCUAUCAUUAAAGACUUAAACGCUGCCUGCAAAAAUGCACCUGAUAGCAGUGACGCCAAGAGAGCUGUUGACCUCCUAUAUGACACAGCAUUGAUAUCUAGUGGAUUCUCGCCUGACAGCCCAGCUGAAUUAGGUAAUAAGAUAUAUGAAAUGAUGGCUAUGGCACUUGGAGGGAGAUGGGGUAGAUCUGAAGACGACGCAGCAGAGGCAAACGAGGAUAAUGCUGCAGAAUCUGAUGCCAAUGUAGAUGCGGUCUCGGAGCCAGAAGUUAUAGAACCAUCAGAAGUUAGGGCAGAGAGUGAUCCUUGGAAUGAUUGAACUGUAGACAUAUUAGACAAUUUUGGAGGAUCAUUACAUUAAUCGCUAGCGAAAUAGUGGGGAAAUGAUGCAGAGGCUAUAGAUAAAGAGACAGAAGGAAGUCAGAAGAGAGCGAAGGGCAGGGGUGAAUCUUGUGUGAGAAGGAAGCUGAUUAUGAUUUAUAGUUCAAGAGAAUGGAGAUAAAUUGUUAGGGAUUAGAUGUUUGUCAAUUUGAUGGGGUGAAGACAAAUAGCAGAACUGCAUUCUUUUAAUGCUCUUCACAAAUGCCAUUUAAUAGAAAACAACAGGAUUUGUCUUUUAUCUUCUCAGAAACUUAUAAAAAUAAGAACUUAUAGUUUUA